Messenger RNA from Alnus glutinosa, 1611 nucleotides. Its product is annotated as AT-hook motif nuclear-localized protein 1. Bases 416 to 1321 code for a protein of 301 amino acids. Gene Ontology annotation, molecular function: minor groove of adenine-thymine-rich DNA binding. The transcript is spliced from 5 exons. Lineage: Eukaryota; Viridiplantae; Streptophyta; Magnoliopsida; Fagales; Betulaceae. The record is from RefSeq and is a predicted model, not a curated record.
AAUCACAAAAUCAAAAAUCACUGAGCACGAAAAUCAAUCUUUUUUCCUCUCAAUCUCACUCUAUUUUCCCAAAAAUAAAAAUUAAUUUUUUCUUGGAAAAAAAUUAGAUCAUCUUCCGUUGAGCUCUGUUUCAGCUCAGCUCUGCAACAGUCUUAAAUCUCACUGAAAAUCCUUACUUCAAGCUCUUCUGCUAGUUUAACACUUCAUAGAAGCUUCACUAGCUCUAGAAAAAAAAUCCAAGCUUUUGUUUUUCUGGGUUUUGCGUCCAAGUUUGAGUUUUUUUUUUUUUUUUUUUUUUUUUUUGGAUUUUUCAAAAAAAUUUGAGGUUUUUUUUUUUUUUUUUUUGGUGAUUCAGAUUAACGAAAAAAAUGGAUUUUUGAUGAUAAGCUCAUAGAAAAAUCUGUGGGGUUUAGCUAUGGAGGCAAGUGUUGGGGUCACAGUGGUGGGAUCAGAUGCUCCGUCGGACUACCAUGUAGCUCCGAGGUCCGAAAACCCGGCUCCGGCCGGUGGAUCCGCUCCGGCGGCCCAUGUUGGCGCUCCGCCUCCGACAACGGUGGCUCCGGCGGCGGCGACUCCAGCUUUGCCGGGGAAGAAGAAGAGGGGUCGGCCGAGGAAGUACGGGCUGGACGGUAGCGUCACGAUGGCACUGUCGCCGAAGCCGAUAUCGUCCUCGGCGCCACCACCGGUGAUAGACUUCUCGUCUGAGAAGCGUGGGAAAGUGAAGCCGGCCAGCUCGGUGACCAAGACCAAGUUCGAGGUCGAGAAUAUAGGUGAAUGGGUUGCAUGCUCUGUUGGUGCCAAUUUUACACCCCAUAUCAUCACUGUUAAUUCCGGCGAGGAUGUUACAAUGAAGGUCAUAUCCUUUUCUCAGCAAGGGCCCCGAGCUAUAUGCAUUCUCUCUGCAAAUGGUGUGAUAUCAAGUGUCACACUUCGUCAGCCUGAUUCUUCUGGGGGCACAUUGACAUACGAGGGACGUUUUGAGAUAUUGUCGUUAUCUGGAUCAUUCAUGCCGAAUGAUAGUGGAGGAACAAGGAGCAGAUCUGGUGGUAUGAGUGUUUCAUUAGCGAGUCCGGAUGGACGUGUAGUAGGCGGUGGAGUUGCCGGUCUAUUAGUAGCUGCGGGUCCUGUGCAGGUUGUAGUGGGCAGUUUUCUGGCAGGCAACCAGCAUGAGCAGAAGCCCAAAAAACAGAAACACGAGUUCGUAUCAAUUGCCGCUCCAACCGCAGCUGUUCCGAUAUCUAGCGCAGAUCCUUGGUCCUCAUUGCCACCGGAUUCCAGGAAUAAGCCUACUGACAUUAAUGUAUCUUUGCCUGGAGGGUAGUAUAAUGUGCCUCACAUUGUUGUGCAGUAUGAGGUUGUUACUGACCACAUUGGCAAUCGAACUCAACUCCAUUAGUUGGAUCUCACUUUCCUGUAUUUGUUUGGUCUGUAAACUUAUCGACUAUAUAUUAGCUCCGGCAUGUUGUUUUAUUCUUCCCUUUCUAGGUAGUGUUUACUUUAGUUAGCUGAGUGUAGGCUUUUCUGUUGCUGCUGUUUGUGUCGUGUAGAAUAGUUUGAUGUAAUAUCUACACCUUGACCUGCCUUUCUUCGAGUGAUGAUUGUGAUUUCAAA